GUGUUCUCCACAAUACCAAGCAUCUUCUUCUCUCUCCCCAAACCUCAAAGUUUCAGAACUUCAGCUCUUUUUAGGGUUUUUCCAGGAGAGAAAUGAACAAGAUUGCCCUGUGAUUUGUAUUAAUUGUAAAGCCGAAGUUCCAAAUUUCAGUGAAAGCAGCGGAGAUUGCUGGGAGUGAUGGGUCAGGCAUUUCGUCGAGCAUCUGGAAGGAUUCGUGCUGUCGGACCAUCUCCGCCGUCCAAACCCAAGACACCGUUCGGCCCCACCGACGAGCAGAAGGUCUCCAGAGCUACCCAAUACGAUAAUCUUGGUCUCGAAGGUACCUCAAGAGCCAAUCCGGACAAUGUCCUGGAAGAACGAGAUCCAAAGUAUGAUGCCAUGCUAAGUCAGAUGGUUGGCAGAAUUACAUCAAAGUCUGGAGGAAGACCUGAGAUGGGUGAGGCUGCCGUGGUGGAAAAGUACAACAGGCCACUGCCCAAAUUGCGGAAUACAAAACCAGAUUCGGGGUAUGAAGAAAGGUCUACUCUCCCUGGAACCUUAAAUGUGGCACAGCUACGCCACAUCAUGCUUCUGCAUCAGGGCAAGGCUGAUGAUCAUGAUGGACCCAUGGACGUUCACCAGAUCGCAGAAAGGUUCAGAAUUGACGUUGCACAGGUCCAAAGGAUCAUACAAUUUCUGUCUCUGCCUCCGGAAGACAGCUCUAAACAGAAAAACUGCCAAUGAAGACACUUUGAUGUCAUUUGUUCACACAAACCAUAUUUUGUGCGCUGUUAAAUAAAACAAGAAUUUCGGACUAGAGUCUGAAUUUUGUGAUAUCUUUCUUGAAUUUUAUAAAGCCAAUGUUUUUUU
This is a messenger RNA of Rubroshorea leprosula, 849 nucleotides long. NCBI's taxonomy places the organism in Eukaryota, Viridiplantae, Streptophyta, Magnoliopsida, Malvales, Dipterocarpaceae. The record is from the annotation of a GenBank genome assembly.